GAUAACCCUAUAACCAUCUCAGAGAAAAAGAGAUAACCCUAACCUCAAAAUUGCCUGGCCUGCGCCGCCGACCUCGAGAGAUCCGGGAGAUCCAUGGCCUGCGCCGCCGACCUCGAGAGAUCCGGGAGAUCCAUGGCCUGCGCCGCCGACCUCGAGAGAUCCGGGAGAUCCAUGGCCUGCGCCGCCGACCUCGCGAGAUCCAUGGCCUGCGCCGCCGACCUCGCGAGAUCCAUGGCCUGCGCCGCCGACCUCGCGAGAUCCAAGGCCUCGGCCGUCUCCUUCCGACCUUCGACCCUACCGGGCACCACCGCCUGGCGCCCCUGCCUCCCCUACUUCCAGCCCCCCACCCCACCCGGCACCGAUGCCACCACCGCUCCGGACUCCCGCCUCCCCGCCUCCUUCCAGACUCCCACCCAACCGGACACCGAUGCCACCACCACCGGCCGCCGCUCCUGCCUUCCGGCCUGGGUCUUCCUCGACAAAAAGGGGCACAUCGACAAGUCCCAGAACGCAAGCAAAGCUAAAAGCUGUACCAGCGGAGGGAAAGAGGUCAUUGUCUCCUUCUUCCCCGCGGAACCACCAGGGCUCUCCCACUUCAGCAUCCACUGCCCCGGCCUGAGGACGGAGGACUUCGCCAGGCAGCCUUUCAUCGUCCACUCGGAGGAUAACCUCGUCUUACUCAGCUUAUCUCUCAAAGGCGCCCCCCAAACUGAUUACUGUAUCUACAGAGCUGGUUGCAAUCCAUCGCUCAAGUUUGUCAAGGGCUUAGGUUCUUAUAUCAAGGCGAUGAAGUUGUCCAUUCACACCAUGGGUUUCGUGACCCUUGGCGACGGUGAGCACUUUGUCCUGGCCGCUCUCAAAUACAGACUGACUGAUGGCCAGUACGAAGUCCAUGUCUUCCGGUCCAAGCUGGAAACGUGGACUUGCAAUGUGCUGCUUGAGGCUGAGCUCCAUGCCCACGGGAUGGUACUUGAGCCUCAGAAGGUGAUUACACUCGGAAGUGGCAAGAUAGGCUGGGUCGAUCUCUGGAAAGGUAUUCUGGUGUGCAAUGUGGUCAACGAGAACCCCGUGCUCAGCUUCAUACCGCUGCCUAGCUUGCUCCCUGCCAAUCGGGUUGAAUUCAGCCAAUGCGACGCUCGUUCCUUUCGUGAUGUCGUGUGCCUGGAUGGCAUGAUCAGGUGCAUUGAGAGGGAAGUUUGUAGAAGACGCAUCGUUCGUGAAAUGCCAGAUGUGUCAAACACGGAGGUACUCCAUGAUUCAGAGUUGUGGUGGGAUCCCAAGGAUGACACAAAAGAGGACUAUGAGGACCUUGGGUGGAGGAUCAUCACAUGGGAUAGGCCUAUUUCAUCCAACUGUUGGCACAAGGGUUUCUUGGUUCAUGUUGAUGAAAUCCUUGUCAACAACAGCCCAAGUCAUUCUGUUACGUUGGCUGAGAUAGGGCACAAAAGUCCUCAAAAUUUGACAUUGAAAGAACUUGUAACAUGCUUUCCUACUCUGAGCAUGGUUAACAGUGAUGUUGUCUACCUCGUGUGCAAGGGUGUAUUGGAGGACCAAAAGUCUUGGGUGGUCGCCAUUAACUUGGAGAAGAAAACAGUUGAAGAACUGGUGCCAUUUUCUUCAGGAGGAUCCUAUUUUUCUGGAAUGAACUACAUUCCCUGUGCCUUGUCCAAAUAUCUGAAUACUGAUUCAGAUGAGAGGCUCAAAGAGCCUGGCUUUAAAUUAAUGAAGCCACAUACGGCAGAUACAGGGUGCAUACACAGCUUACAAGCCUCAGGAAAACAAGCAAACAAAAGAAAAGAAAAAGAAACUCUGCCUGGAAUGCUGACGCCUUCCACUGCGGGCGACACCAGAGGCGAGGCGAGGAUCAAUGCAGGAGGCACAAUCAGCCGUGCAUUAGAUGAUGGAACUCUGAUUGGUGGGCAGAAUACUUCUUGGGGCUCUUAUACUUCUCAGACACCCCAAGAAAAUGUCAACAACUGGACUACAGUCUUCUCGCUCAAUCACUAUGCACCGAACUAUGGUAGCUAUUGCUCCCAGGUCCCCAAUUUAUACGCCAAUGGCAUGUAUCCAUGGUAUGGCAACUACCAUCACAAGCCGCAGCCGCAGCCACUGCAGCCCCAGCUGCAGCCACCACCACUGUCAGUGGUAAUGCGGUGAAUUCUACGGACCGAGUGCUUCGUUCGUCAGGAGCUCUGCCGAACAAAAUCUUAUAUGUGGACCACUUCUGUGGCGCUAAACCUGUAUUGCUGUUUAUUCCGUGUUGUUUGGUACCCUUUCAGAUAAUGUAGCUGUGUGCUUUGCGUGAGAAGACUGAUGGUGCCCUGUUGUUAGAUAAUCCGUUUGAAUCACUAUGACUCAUUAAAUGAUGUUUUGUUGUAGCGUCUUGUGAAUCAUUAUUGAUGGACGGUUUUCAGAGGCUGA
Messenger RNA from Lolium rigidum, 2421 nucleotides. RefSeq lists its product as uncharacterized. The record is from RefSeq and is a predicted model, not a curated record. The transcript is spliced from 5 exons. Bases 94 to 2157 code for a protein of 687 amino acids. Lineage: Eukaryota; Viridiplantae; Streptophyta; Magnoliopsida; Poales; Poaceae.